CUGAAAGACCCCCGACUCUCAACCCCCCACGUUCUCGCUUAGCCGGGCUCCUGAAGAGCAGCUCAACCAAACAUUAGUGUGAGAGACUCGACAGGGCAGCACGCUCCCAACACGCACAGAGCUGGAGAGACAGAGAGAGAGAGAGAGAGGGAGAGAGAGAGAGAGAGAGAGGAGAGCAGAAAGUAAGGGAAGUGGAGCAGGGAGCCUUGAAGGGAGGUUAAGGAGGUGAGCGAAGGGUGAAAAGGAAGAGAGGCGAGGGAAAGACAAAAGAGAAGGAGAGAGACAGCGAGGAGAGCGAGAGCGGAGGCAGACGAGAGGGAAAUGGCUUCGGAGGAGACCGCUGGAGGAGCUCGUAAAGCCACCAAGAGCAAACUAUUUGAGUUCCUCGUUCAUGGAGUGCGGCCUGGCAUGCCAUCAGGAGCACGGAUGCCUCACCAGGGAGCACCAAUGGGGCCCCCAGGACCACCAUAUGGAGGAAGCCCUGCAGUUCGGCCUGGACUCAACAAUCAGGCCAUGGAGCCCAGCCGCAAACGACCCGCACCGUCACAACAACAGAUUCAGCAGCAGCAACAACAGCAGCAGUCCGUACAGAAUCGAAACAGGAAGAAGCCCGUGGGAUUUUCUGGACCAAAUGAGAUUCCAGGGAGGCAGAUGGACAUGAGAGAGGCCCAAUCAGAUCCCACACUUGGAUUAAAUGCCAAGAGGAGGAAGAUGGCUGAUAAGAUCCUUCCACAAAGGAUUCGUGAGCUUGUACCAGAGUCCCAGGCUUAUAUGGACCUGUUGGCAUUCGAGCGGAAAUUAGACCAGACCAUAAUGCGCAAACGGGUGGACAUCCAAGAGGCACUUAAGAGACCUAUGAAGCAAAAGCGAAAACUACGUCUCUACAUCUCCAACACUUAUAACCCUGCCAAGCCUGAUGCAGAGGACUCUGAAGGCAGCAUUGCAUCCUGGGAGCUACGAGUGGAAGGCAAACUACUGGAUGAUCCAGGAAAGAUGAAGAGGAAGUUCUCCUCAUUCUUUAAAAGUCUGGUGAUAGAGCUGGACAAAGACCUUUACGGCCCUGAUAACCAUUUGGUUGAGUGGCAUCGAACCCAAAACACCCAGGAGACAGACGGUUUCCAAGUAAAGAGGCCUGGUGAUGUGAAUGUGCGCUGUACUCUGCUGUUAAUGCUGGAUUACCAGCCGCCUCAGUUUAAACUGGAUCCGAGACUGGCUCGUCUUCUGGGAAUUCACACACAGACUCGCUCUAGUAUUAUUCAAGCACUCUGGCAGUAUGUUAAAACCAACAAACUGCAGGACUCCCAUGAUAAAGAGUACAUCAACUGUGAUAAGUAUUUCCAGCAGAUCUUUGACUGUCCACGUCUGAAGUUCUCUGAAAUUCCACAGCGCCUCACCAAUCUUCUACUGCCCCCCGACCCUAUAGUCAUCAACCACAUCAUUAGCGUUGACCCUAAUGAUCAAAAGAAAACGGCAUGCUAUGACAUUGAUGUAGAGGUGGAGGAUCCCCUUAAAGCUCAAAUGAGCAGCUUCCUGCUCUCCACAGCCAAUCAGCAAGAGAUUGCCUCACUGGAUAACAAGAUCCACGAGACUAUAGAGUCCAUAAAUCAGCUGAAGAUCCAGAGAGAUUUCAUGCUCAGCUUCUCCAGAGAUCCCAAAGGCUACAUCCAGGACUGGCUCAAAUCCCAGAGCAGAGAUCUGAAAAUUAUGACAGAUGUUGUUGGAAACCCAGAGGAGGAGAGAAGAGCAGAGUUUUAUCAUGAGCCGUGGUCUCAGGAGGCUGUCAGUCGUUACUUCUACUGCAAGAUUCAGCAGAGGAGACAGGAGCUGGAACAAGCCUUGGCAAUGAGGAACACCUAAACUCCUCACAAUUAGGCACGGUGUUCACCUGGGACAACGUUUGCUCCAUGUGGAGGUCCCUUGCGUUGCUCUUCAGUAUGUGAGAGUUUGUGUACGUGUUCAGUCAUUGUUGUCACAUGACCUACAAUCUACCAUUCUGGAUCGCAUCCAGUCACAUCGCCAACAACCAAUACAGCUCCGUUGUAUGGACAUUUCAGCCAACCAUGGUACAGUACUGUAUCUUCCGUGCUGGAUGAAAUCAUCUCACAAUACACUAUUUCUAGUUUUUAAUACGUAUUACUUUCACCAGCAUUUUGAACUUAAUGACUUGAGUGGACUUUAUCCGCAUAGAUUGUGGAACCAACCUGUUUCGAUUCAGCUAUCGAUCAUCCACUCAAACACGGUUUUGCAGAGAUAAACAUUGUGUUCUGACUAAUGUAUUAAUCAUGUCUCGUUCAGCCCAUUUUUAUAUAAUUUAUUGGGUUAAGCAAAAAAUUAUUUUGUUAAUCCAUUUCCUUAUUGGAUCUUGAGCACAAUUUUAUUUUCUGCCCUUUUUAAGAAGUGUAUUUAUGAAGUACUUUGAUGAAGGCAGCUUUUAAAAACAAAUAUUUCAGUAUUGACUAAACCAACUACAGGGUAUUUUACACUCUGCUGUCCCUGCUACAGCUAUUGACAUUAGGCUGCAUUCAUUUAAUUGUACAUAAACAUUGAAGGAUGCUGUUUCAACGUAUUUAAAAGCAUGCGGAAGGAUCUGAUAUGUCACUUUUUUGAAAACUUUGUAUCUGAAGAAAAGAUAUAAAGAAAGUGGGCCAUUCAAGUAAAUUAAGAGGAUAGUUAACCCAAAAAUUAAAACAUUUCUCAUCAUCAUAUUUUUAUAACCCUGUAUGAAUUUCUUUUUUCUGAUAAACACAAAAGAAGAUAUUUUGAUAAAUGAUGGUAAGCACACAGCUGAUUGUAAACAUUGACUUCCAUAGUAGGAAAAACAAAUAGGAUGGAAUUCAAACUGUGUGCUUACCAUCAUUUAUCACAAUACCUCUAUAAUAUAUUUUUUCCUACUAUGGAAGUCAAUGGUUACAAUCAGCUGUCUGCUUACCGUCAUUUAUCAAAAUAUCUUCUUUUGUGUUCAUCAGAAAAAGAAAUUCAUACAGAUUCGGAAAAACAUGAGGACGAGUAAAUCAUGACAGAAUUUUCAUUUUGGGGUAAACUAUCCCUUUAUUCAGAAAUAUGAUUUGGAUAGUUUCAGACAUAUUUCCUUUUUCGUAACCAAAACCUUUAUUAGGCAUGGGCCGGUAUGAGAUUUUGGCGGUAUGAUAACCUAAAGCAAAAAUUUCACGGUGUCGCGGUAUUGCCAUUGCAACACUAAAAUGUGUUAUUUCCAAAUGUCUGCAUAUACAAACAACAACAUACAUUUUAUUUUAAGCAACAUACAACAUGUAUGCCAUGCAAAAAUAAGGCCUUAAAUUAUAAUAUUCUUUCAAAAAAAUAUGAAAAUUAUAAAACGUAAAUGUAGUAAUAUUAAUAAUAUUAAAUGGAAACAUCAAAUCAAUUACAUGACUUAAUUAUUUAACUUAAUUUUGUGUAAACCCAGCUUAUACCUUGAAAACGGUAACCGGCCCAUGCCUAUGUGCACAUCAAAUUUUCUUUAAAUCCUUUAUUAUUUUGAUCUAUUAUUUUAAUAGUGCUGUGUAAAAUAGCAUCACGUGGGCAUUUUUCUCACAAGCGAACCUUCACUUUAUUUAAAGGGUCGUAUUAGUAAUUCAUAUUUGAUGUUUUACCAAAGGUCUAAAUGACUGAAAACUCAGACUUAGAUGAAGGACUUUUUGCUUUAUGACUCUUAGAGUCUUUGCACUACAUCAUGGAUUGUCAUUGAGUGCUUUGAAAGCUUUCCAUGCUAAUUAUUUGUAACUUGACAAAUGAAGGAUAUAAAAAUGGGAAACCAUGUUUAAAUGUGUUAACGUUAGAUACAUUUCUACUGGAUUAUAGACUCAUUUUAUGAUCACAUUCUGAGUGUUGAUUCUGCUUGUCCAGGUCAGUUAUUAGGUGUUUCCUGCCUUUUUUACACCUAUGCAUGCUGCAUGGACACAUUUUUAUACUUUCAUAAAAGGACAUGAGAAACCUUCUGAUCGCUUGGGACUGGAUCAGAAGAGCACUGAUGUUUAGUUUGUGACCCUCAGUGAUGGGGUCAGGUCACAGCCGCUACAUUAUAACCUAACGUGUCCAUUUAAGGUCUUAUAGUAUGUUGUUUUUUGAUUUGUCUUUUUUUUAAAGAUCUUGCAAUUUAAUAUGUGGAUUAAAGAAGCACACCAAGGAUUUUUACAGACUGCUACCAAGGCUGUUUGCAACAAGAGCACCUCCCAUUGAAUCUUGUGGGUACUACAUGUAUAUUGUCAGCCAUUUUAUUACUUGAGUUGUAACAAUGUAACGUUCAUUAUGACAUCUUCUUGUGGUUUUGUGUUAGCAACUGAAGAUUUUUGUUGUGUAAUGUAGUCUCUUGCUGUUCGAGCCGGCAGCUGUGCUCUGACUUACCGCUGUUUGGUAAGGGGUUUAUUGUUACCCACUCUCACAUAAUCUUUUGGUCAGCCACUAUAGCCUUUGCGACACAGAAUCACACUGCCAUCUAGUGCUUUUAAAGGACAAAUCUUCCCCAAACAGUGAAGGCAAAAACAAAAAAACUGCACAUCAUUAGCAUGGGAUCACUGUUGAUUGAAGUGUAUUUAUAUAUUCAAGGCUUUAAACUUUUAUUACAACCAUUUUAUUUUGGUUAUAGUGUCAGUCUCAUAGAUUUGUUCACAGAAAUAGUGCCAGCAGACAUCUUUACAUGUACUGUAGGUUUUGAUGAUCCACUAUGUAAUUUUGUUUUUCUCACAAGUAUCUGUACUACAAGUUUGUUGUCUCACCUUGAUCUACUUUCACCAAAAGAGAGACUUUAGAAGUACGUGUGUUGGACAGCGAGGAUGUAAAUAAACAAGCGCUUGCCAAAGUUUGUAAAUGGAACACCAUACUAAAAA
Messenger RNA from Misgurnus anguillicaudatus (oriental weatherfish), 4844 nucleotides. RefSeq names its product SWI/SNF related BAF chromatin remodeling complex subunit D3b (gene smarcd3b). Lineage: Eukaryota; Metazoa; Chordata; Actinopteri; Cypriniformes; Cobitidae. The record is from RefSeq and is a predicted model, not a curated record.